Molecule: messenger RNA, 2808 nt
Organism: Sus scrofa (pig)
Lineage: Eukaryota; Metazoa; Chordata; Mammalia; Artiodactyla; Suidae
Gene: KDELR2
Product: KDEL endoplasmic reticulum protein retention receptor 2
Biological process (GO): protein retention in ER lumen
Cellular component (GO): membrane
Molecular function (GO): ER lumen protein retrieval receptor activity
Source: RefSeq, a predicted model, not a curated record
GCGCGCGCGCGCGCCGGCAGUUCGGCCACGUCCCUGGCCACGUCGCGCCCGCUCUCGCCAUCUUUCGCCGCUUCCUCUUCGGGGCUGCUGCAGCUGCCUGAGCCGCCGAGCCUGGGGCCACCGCGCCGACCGCCGUCGCCAUGAACAUCUUCCGGCUGACCGGGGACCUGUCCCACCUGGCGGCCAUCGUCAUCCUGCUGCUGAAGAUCUGGAAGACGCGCUCCUGCGCGGGUAUUUCUGGGAAAAGCCAGCUUCUGUUUGCACUGGUCUUCACAACACGUUACCUGGAUCUUUUUACUUCAUUUAUUUCAUUAUAUAACACGUCUAUGAAGCUCAUCUACAUUGCCUGCUCCUAUGCCACCGUGUACCUGAUCUACAUGAAAUUUAAGGCAACCUACGACGGAAAUCAUGAUACCUUCCGAGUGGAGUUUCUGGUGGUCCCUGUGGGAGGCCUCUCGUUUCUAGUCAAUCACGAUUUCUCUCCUCUUGAGAUUCUGUGGACCUUCUCCAUCUACCUUGAGUCCGUGGCUAUCCUGCCACAGCUCUUCAUGAUCAGCAAGACGGGGGAGGCGGAGACCAUCACCACCCACUACCUGUUCUUCCUGGGCCUCUACCGCGCCUUGUACCUCGUCAACUGGAUCUGGCGCUUCUACUUCGAGGGCUUCUUCGACCUCAUUGCCGUGGUGGCCGGCGUUGUCCAGACCAUCCUGUACUGCGACUUCUUCUACUUGUACAUCACAAAAGUCCUCAAGGGGAAGAAGCUCAGUCUGCCAGCCUAAGUGCCAAAGACCAUCACCAGCAUCUGCCCUUCAGGUGCUCGGACAGGAUUCUUACCACAGCAGAGGCACAAGAUGCUUGACACGGAACAUCAGAAACGCCACUCUUCUGUUGCAGAUGGUCACCGUGGCUCUGUGCGAACCCAGAGGGAAAGAACCAGAAGGUUUCUGUUUAAUGCAUCUUGCCUUAUCUUUUUUUAUUACUAUGUACAAAGAUUUUUUUACACAAAGAAACUUAAUGCUGUAUUAAUAAAUUCAGUGUGUAGCUUCAAUUGGGGUAGUUGCAAAAGUGAAGGUUUCGUGAGGAAUAAGUGCAAACUUUUUUUUUUUUUUUUUUAAUUCUUGGAAAUUCUUGAUUCUUUGUGUCUGCAAUGAAAUUGUACUCCUUGACAGUUGGUAGAUCAUAUAUUCCUCCAUCGCUCAGACUCGCAUUCCACUCUAUUUAUUUUUUUGCCAAAAGACAAGGUAUCUUUGAAAUUCGAGACACUACGUCCCAUUCGAUGCAGUUGUUCCCAGGUCUUCCACCUGAUGUGGAAAGCCUUCCUUGGACGUCACAGCACUACAGUUCAGCCUGCUAAGGAUGGCUUGCAAGUCUCCAGGUUUUCAUUACCAACCCCUUAGGCUUCUGAAUGUAGGUGGAGUCUCACGUAGGGGUCACCAAAGGUGUCUGCUGUCCUCCGCUGCCUAGAAGCAUCGGUUUGAGACUGUCCCAAGGGUGUCGGGGAUUCGGUGACAGGGGCCCUGGGCUGCUUGCCGUCUGAGCGUGGGCUGCGAGAGACAUUCCUGAUUUUGCAUCUUGGACUCCUCUAAGGAAUGGAACACAAGUAGUUACCUGUCACUUUAACAUUUCCCAUUCCAGAAGAUUCCUACAACCAUGUCCAUGCUCAGAUUCGAAUGUUGUUGACUAGCCACACUGUGGAUAGCAAAAUGAUUGACCUUUUAAAAAACUGGCAGCCGCACUUGCCAUUCUUUUUACUCUGACUUUUGUUUUUAUUUUUUGUUUUGUUUUUACUGAGCUCUUGCAUGAUUUAUCUUGUGUUACCAUCCUAAAUAAAUGUUUUAUUAAACAUAGAAUAAACUGUCUUUUUUUUAAUGAAUCAGGCUUUUGGAACAGCCUGUGUUAGGAUGGCUGUUUUGGAUUUUCAGUUGGCAACAAAAGCUCUCCCUGGGGCUGCAAACGUUUGCUCUCCACUUAAUAAUCUAAAACUUUUUGUAACUUUUGUAAGAAUUGGAAUUUCCCUCCUUAUUUUGCUGUCAUAUCAAUUUGCUGCAUUUUUUUUUUAUUUCUGUGAAAACCGUAGACUUUGUUUUUAUGUGAUGCCCCGUAAAUGUUAAAGUGUUGAAUACUAACAGUGUUUAUUCCAAGAAGAAAGAUGUAGUAGUUUUGCUUGCCACAUUAAAGUAUCUUGUGGAGGAAGGGAGCUGGAUGGGGUUUAUUUUGAUCAGUGUGUCUCUUAAUAGCUUUCUAAAUAGGUGGUGUCACUGCACAGCUUAACCUGCUGUCUUCCUCGCUCUCAUCUUGCUCUCCCUCCCCGCCCGGCCUCACACCUUUGCUUUUGGGUAUCAGGGUGUCUUUCCAGCAUCCCAGCCUUGGUUUAGUCUGUGUUUUUAUCCUCUUUGGAAGAUGUCGAUAGCGUGAAGGAAGGGUGAGAAAUCCUGUCCUAAGGGGAGCAGACUCCUUGCUGCCCAAACUGGAGGUGGGUAGGGGGCUCACACCUGCUCUUGUGCCUGUACAUAACACGCAAGCUGGCAUCGGUCCUUGGAGAGGACAGUGCACAGAGCACGCCACCUGAUGUAUGAAGCGCCAGUGCCUCCGUCAGUCAUUCUGCCCAAGUGAAAAUAAAGUGGACUCGGCCGUUGCCACCACCAGGGUGACCUCCUCAGAGGUGCCCGAGGGGAGCGCGGGACUGGGGCAGCGGCGGCGGCAGCCUCCCCGCACACGCUGGAAGCAGAGGCACUGUGUGAUGCGCCUCACGAAGCACUGUUUCAGAAUUGCUCUCACUUCCUGAAUAAAGGUUAUCAGGUAAUUCAU